This is a messenger RNA of Meloidogyne enterolobii, 780 nucleotides long. NCBI's taxonomy places the organism in Eukaryota, Metazoa, Nematoda, Chromadorea, Rhabditida, Meloidogynidae. The record is from the annotation of a GenBank genome assembly.
AUGAGCAUUGACACCACUCCUGUGUCAGUAAAUAAUGGCAAAAAUAAUGAAGAACUUGAUGAGGCUGUACAAAAAUUAGUUCAAAUUUCUGACAAAUUAGAUAAAGAUAUUUUGCCUAAAGAGAAGGGAGAAAAUAAUUUAAUUGAAGAAGAAUCUCCUUCUUCUAUUGUUACUCAUCAUUUGGGAGGAGUUCCUAGUUACGACCAGCUUGGAGCUAAUCGACUUCAAAAUAUUCUGGAAAUGGAUAUGCCUAGACCUAAAGCAUUGCUUGGACAUCAUAGUUAUGAAGUUGGUCAGGGAGCUGUUGCUGGUGGUGCCGUAGCUGUUGUUGUAGUUGUUUGUGUUGCUGUUCUACUUGUACUUUUAGUAAUUGGAGUACUUAGAAUGCGAGAUCAUCCACUUACAACAAAACGGCGUCGUUCACGUCGUGAUUCUAUGUUGGAAUGGGAUGACAGUGGAUUAAUGAAUAUUACAGUAAAUCCGUUAGAAGAAAUUGGAGGGAAACAAUUUUCCGCCGAUGGACUUGAAUAUGAGGAGGAUGAUGAUGAAGACGAUGAUGAAGAUGAUGAUAGUGGUUCUGAGGAUGGAGGGGAAGGUUAUAGAGGAGUAGAGCAUAGUGAUGAUGAAGGCGGUGAUGAAGAGAAAUUAGUUUUGCCUCAUGCUGAUGAAGGGUCUCGUAAAGGAGUUGGUUUGGAAUGGGAUGACAGUACUUUAGAUGGACCUUCUUCCCCUGGACCUUCAAAUGGUCACACAAAAAAGGGUGGAGUACAUCGAGUUUAA